AAAGAGAGAGAGAGAGAUAGAAAGAGGAGGAGAGAGAGGCAGCGAAUGAGAGGAGAGGCUCGCAGGCAGCGCCGCGCCACUGUUCCGACUGGAUUGUACUUGAACGGGAGUUCGCGGUUUGGCAGGUUUAUCCACAUCAAAACAGAACAAAGAGACGGUGCUAUAAAAGAAGAGAGGGAGAGAGCAGCGGAGGGAAGAAAAGCAACUUGAAUUACAAAAGAAGUGAGGACGCUCUCCGCUUUUUCCGCAUCCAAGGCUGGACGUAAAAAACUGGCGAAUUUCUGGAAGGAGGCUUUUUGUUUUUGUUUGUUUGUUUGUUUGUUUUUCUUUCUUCCUUCCUGAAAGUUUGUUUGGGACGCUUCCGAUUUGAAUUUUGAUGUCCGCGAUCUCGGUGCGAAACUUUCCCCCGCGGACUGCACAUGGUUUCAAAGGGCUUUCAGAGGAGCUGGGAUAUCUUUCCACGUCGUCCACGCUGAACACUCUCCGCUAGAAUGUUGUAAAUACGCGCGGGUUUUGCUCCAGCCGCUCCUCUGCGUCUAUCAGCGCAUCCAAAGAAGAAGAAGAAGAAGAAGAGACUGCACGGACUUUUAAAAAGACUGAAUAAUUCAUGAGAUACAAUUUGCCUGCUGGAAAGAAGUGACUGUAAAAAAAAAAAAGAAAGAAAGAAAAAAAAAGGGAGGGGAGUUGUCCACAAAUAUAUUCAUAAGGGUUGACGGGAUGGCCACCGCGGCUUCCAAUCCUUAUCUGCCCAGCAAUAGCAUCUUAUCGUCCGGCUCCAUCGUGCACUCUGACUCCGGGGGCGGCGGCAUGCAGCCCGGCAGCGCCGCGGUCACCUCCGGGUCCGGAGGUUACAGGGGAGACCCCACGGUCAAGAUGGUGCAAAGUGACUUUAUGCAAGGCGCCAUGGCAGCGAGCAACGGGGGGCACAUGCUGAGCCAUGCCCACCAGUGGGUGACGUCCCUGCCGCACGCCGCGGCGGCCGCAGCCGCAGCCGCGGUGGCCGCGGCCGAGGCCGGCUCGCCCUGGUCGUCCAGCCCGGUCGGGAUGACCGGCAGCCCGCAGCAGCAGGACGUUAAGAGCUCCGCCAGAGACGAUCUGCACACGGGCACCGCGCUGCACCACAGGCCGCCUCACUUAGCUCCGCACCACACGCACGCCGGGGCGUGGGGCAGCACCACGGCGGCGCACAUCAACUCCAUCUCCGGCGGGCAGCAGCAGCAGCAGCAGCAGUCGCUCAUCUACUCGCAGCCGGGGGGCUUCACUGUGAACGGCAUGCUGAGCCCCGGCAGCCAGAGCCUGGUGCACCCCGGCCUGGUGCGGGGGGACACCCCGGACCUGGAGCACGGCAGCCACCACCACCACCACCACCACCAGCACCCGCACCACCAGCACCACACCGCCGUCAACAGCCACGACCCGCACUCGGAUGACGACACGCCGACGUCGGACGACCUGGAGCAGUUCGCCAAGCAGUUCAAGCAGCGGCGGAUCAAGCUGGGCUUCACGCAGGCGGACGUGGGCCUGGCGCUGGGCACGCUGUACGGGAACGUGUUCUCGCAGACCACCAUCUGCAGGUUCGAGGCGCUGCAGCUCAGCUUCAAGAACAUGUGCAAGCUGAAGCCGCUGCUGAACAAGUGGCUGGAGGAGGCCGACUCGUCCACGGGGAGCCCCACCAGCAUCGACAAGAUCGCGGCGCAGGGCCGCAAGCGCAAGAAGCGCACCUCCAUCGAGGUGAGCGUCAAGGGGGCCCUGGAGAGCCACUUCCUCAAGUGCCCCAAGCCGUCGGCGCAGGAGAUCAGCUCGCUGGCGGACAACCUGCAGCUGGAGAAGGAGGUGGUCAGAGUGUGGUUCUGCAAUAGGAGGCAGAAGGAAAAGCGGAUGACGCCGCCAGGAGUGGCGCAGACGCCGGAGGAUGUGUACUCUCAGGUCGGCAAUGGGCAUUUUUUAGUAGAUUACUUAAAAGAUGAAGCGAGCGACCAGAGGGUGACAACCACAAGUUCAUUCCACCAGGUAAUUUUGGCGCAUUGAGAAGAGGAACUUCUCCUUAAUAAUUUUUCAUCAUUUUUUUUUUUCCUCUCUCCCUCCUGAAAAGUAAACACACCCCCUCCCAACCUGCACUCCCCUUCUUCUUUAUCAUGUUUAUUGCAAAACAAAACAAAAGCGAGAGAGAGAGAGAGAGAGAGACAUUUUGUAUAUUUGAAAAGAAAACCGGGACUGAAUCAUUCUCCAGAGAGGAUCCACGACGCUUCCAGCUUCCUGAUUAUUUUUUUCUGGAUUUUUCUUUUUUUUUUCUGCCAAUUUUUCUAUCCUAUAUUCCUCCUCCUCCUCCUCUUCCUCCCAUCCCCUCACUCCAUCACUUCUUCGUCACCUUUUAAAGAGGAGAGCAGAAGCAGGAACUGUCUGUGAUCUCAAAGAUCACCUCCUUUCCUUCCCCCCCCCCCUUGUCGUUAUUUAACGGAGACACUUGAGUGGAUUUUUUUUUUCUUCCUCUCCCACCGAGGAGAAAACGGGACAUUUGAGCUGCACUUAUUUCAGAUUUAACAACAGAAACAAAAACAAAACAAACACACACACACACACACACACACACAAAAAAAAAAAAAAUCUGUUGCCAAGUGUGACUGAGUGUGGAUUAUUGCUGCCCUUUGUAAGCAGGAUUCUUUGGUAGGUUUUAAUAAACGACAAAAAAAAAAUAUAUAAAAAAACACACACACAAUGUAAAGCUGGCAAUAUAGUUCAUCAGAUCAGAUUUUUAUUUUUGUUUUUAAUAUUUUAUCCCAAACGGUAAUUUAUUCCUCUGUUUUUAUGCUUUAUUUCUGGAUCAUAUUUUCCUCUAAAAGGAGCACAAAUCACCACGAGCAGACCGUUUGUUCUAUCUAGGUAAUAAGGGUAUAUUUUGAUGUGAAUUUCUUCUUCUCCUUUUUUUUUUUUUUUUCUUUGCUCUUAUUUUUUUAUUUCGACUGUAUAUUUAAUUUGCAGUAGUGGUUCCGUACGAGCUGACUGAGACAAUAAAUUUGUUAGAAUGAAACGCAA
Xiphophorus maculatus (southern platyfish) is the source of this 3033-nucleotide messenger RNA. RefSeq names its product POU domain, class 3, transcription factor 3-B (gene pou3f3b). Gene Ontology annotation, biological process: brain development; regulation of transcription by RNA polymerase II. Gene Ontology annotation, molecular function: RNA polymerase II cis-regulatory region sequence-specific DNA binding; DNA-binding transcription factor activity, RNA polymerase II-specific. The record is from RefSeq and is a predicted model, not a curated record. NCBI's taxonomy places the organism in Eukaryota, Metazoa, Chordata, Actinopteri, Cyprinodontiformes, Poeciliidae. The coding region runs from base 718 to 2028 and encodes 436 amino acids. Gene Ontology annotation, cellular component: nucleus. The transcript has 2 exons.